UCCUCAUUCUGCAAAGAAUCAGGUGAACACAAAGUGCAUUGAUACGAUUGGACGCAGACAUACCUGACCCCGAGGUCACGUGCCUUACAAGGAUACCCGGAAGUAGCGUCAGACGCAUCAGUGUCAAUCGGAGUGGACGUCGAACAUCUUCAUCCUGCCCGCCGAGAAUCUGCCAACAUGCCAGGCCUGAGGAAAGCAAAACAGUACAACUGGAAGGACUCGAACAUGGCGCUGUUCGGCAGCGACCUCGAGCGCCAGGUGAAAAAGGCGGCCGCCCUGGGAGAGCCAGCGUGGAAGAACGCAGGCGUCCAGCCGGGUCUUCAAAUCUGGAGGAUAGUUAAAUUCAUCGUGACAGAAUGGCCUAAGGAGGAUUACGGCAAGUUCUACAACGGCGACUCCUACAUCAUCCUGAACACGUACACCGAGGGUGGCUCAGCAGACCUGAAGUACGACGUUCAUUUUUGGAUCGGCAGCGAGAGCUCCCAGGACGAGUACGGCACGGCGGCCUACAAGACGGUGGAGCUAGACACAUUUCUGGACGACAAGGCCGUGCAGCAUCGCGAGGUUCAGGGGUUCGAGUCCGAGCUCUUCCGAAGCUACUUCAAGGAACUCGUGACGAUGGAGGGUGGCGCGGAGACUGGUUUCCGGCACGUUGAGCCCACCAAGUACAAGACCCGUCUGCUGCAGGUCUUCGGCAAGGGAGCCAACCUGCAGAUCAGAGAGGUGCCGCUGAACAAGAAGAGCCUGAACUCCGAUGACGUGUUUAUUCUGGACGCCGGACUCACUGUCUACCAGUUCAACGGAAACCACGCCAGCCCAUUCGAGAAGGCCAGGGCGAUGGAGUUCCUGCAGAAUAUCGAGGGAGAGCGUGCCGGAAAAGCCAAGGGCGUGACGGUUGAUGAACACAGCAUUAGCGAGGCCCACGAGUUUUAUAGCUACCUACAAGAGGACGCAGACGACGACGGUGAUGACACUGAUUUUGGCGGACAGAAGAAGCUUUUCCGAGUAUCUGAUGCUUCCGGUAAGGUGGAGUUCACGGAACUGAAGACCGGAAAUAUUGCCAAGGCGGACCUUGGCAGUGACGACGUGUUCCUGUUCGAUUCGUGUGAGCAGAUCUUCGUCUGGAUCGGUCAAAAUGCCUCCCCGGCCGAGAAAAGGAACGGCAUGACAUAUGCGCACAAUCACUGCAUGAAGACGAACCGCCCGUUCCUGCCAAUCCACGUGGUGAAGGAGGGUCGUAACUACGCCACGCUCGACAUCGCUCUGUCAGCUUAGACUAAUGACGUCAUAACGCCUGCCACGUCAUAACUACAGUUCGCACGCAGUGCUGCAAAUGAUGACGUUAUUGGCUACGCAUGUUGGUCGUGUUCUUCACUUACAAAAAGCAUUGGUGUUCAAUAUACAUUACUUCUUUUUCUAAUAUUAUUUUUUAAUAAUUUGAGGUGAUAUAUAUUCGACGUUUUGACGUUCACAAUCUUAUGGUGUGUUCGAAGUAAGCUCGCUGUGUCUAAAACAUGUAUCAAUCUUAGUAUCGAAAUCUACACAUGUUAACACGUAUAAGUGCUGACUAAAGAACGCUCUUUCUUAGACAUUUGGAGAGCCAUGACCAACCAUUCUGCUAUCGGUCUACAAUAUCGUCGGUUAACACCAAAACUAGUUUCCAAUUAUGUUUUAAGCAACAUAAAUAAUGUUCACAGAAUUCAGUUAAUUCAUGGACCAAGUGUGUUAAGCUACCAUAGUUGACUCUAAGUUAUUGCAUUUUACGCUUUGUCUUGUUUUCUGUGUUCUUUUAUUUAUAUACUCCAGUAUAUGUGUGUUGUAAAAAAAGAGGAAUAUAAAGUA
Molecule: messenger RNA, 1842 nt
Organism: Dreissena polymorpha
Lineage: Eukaryota; Metazoa; Mollusca; Bivalvia; Myida; Dreissenidae
Product: gelsolin-like protein 2
Exons: 14
Coding region: 178-1275 (365 amino acids)
Molecular function (GO): actin filament binding
Source: RefSeq, a predicted model, not a curated record